Ceratitis capitata (Mediterranean fruit fly) is the source of this 1812-nucleotide messenger RNA. Its product is annotated as peptidyl-prolyl cis-trans isomerase sig-7. The record is from RefSeq and is a predicted model, not a curated record. NCBI's taxonomy places the organism in Eukaryota, Metazoa, Arthropoda, Insecta, Diptera, Tephritidae. The coding region runs from base 82 to 1773 and encodes 563 amino acids. Gene Ontology annotation, molecular function: RNA binding; peptidyl-prolyl cis-trans isomerase activity. Gene Ontology annotation, biological process: protein peptidyl-prolyl isomerization. Gene Ontology annotation, cellular component: nucleus. The transcript is spliced from 2 exons.
UUCUUAUUCUACUUUCCCAUUCAAAACUUUUGUUAUUCGGUACCUCAGAUUUUUUUGAGCAUUGAAAAAAAUAAGGAAGAAAUGUCUGUUGUUAUUGAAACCACUAUAGGGGAUAUUACAGUGGAUCUUUUUACAGAAGAGCGACCGAUUUCGUGUUUAAAUUUUAUUAAGCUAUGUAAAAUUAAAUACUACAAUUAUAAUCUUUUUCACACUAUUGAACGCGGUUUUAUUGCACAGACUGGUGAUCCUACUGGAGUGGGAAAUGGCGGAAGUUCUAUUUGGGGCGAGAUAGAUGGGCCUGGAAAACGAUUUUUCGAAGCUGAAAACUUGCCGAAAAUUUAUCAUGCAUCGGCUGGUCUUUUAUCACUGGUAUCCGCCGGAAAAAACUUAAUAGGAUCGCAAUUCUUUUUCACCUUGGCACCAAAUCUAUCCUCAUUGGAUGGUAUACAUUGUGUAAUUGGCGAAGUUGUGGAAGGCCAUGAGGUUCUUCGUAAAAUAAACGAAGCGAUCGUCGAUGAAAACUUUCGCCCUUUCCAGGACAUUCGCAUAACGCAUACCGUAAUAUUAGAAGAUCCAUUUCCAGAUCCACGUAACUUUUUAAUGCCAAGUCGUUCACCAUCUCCAACACCACAACGCCUACAAAAUGGACGCAUUGCCGCCGAUGAAGACAUUGAUGACACAGAUGGGAAAACUACCGCAGAAUUACAGGAAAUGCUCGCUGAACGUGAAGCAAAAGCUCGUGCAACUAUUCUUGAGAUUGUUGGCGAUUUGCCAGAUGCAGAAAUGGCACCACCUGAAAAUGUGCUCUUUGUUUGUAAAUUAAAUCCAGUCACAACCGACGAUGACUUAGAGAUUAUAUUUAGCCGCUUUGGCAAAGUAAAAACUUGUGAAGUAAUUCGGGAUAGAAAAACUGGCGACUCCCUUCAAUAUGCAUUUGUAGAGUUCGAGGAUCAGAAAGCGUGUGAAGCUGCUUAUUUUAAAAUGGAUAACGUAUUAAUUGAUGACCGCCGUAUACAUGUAGACUUCUCACAGUCAGUUGCCAAAGUGAAAUGGCGAGGGAAGGGUCGAGGAGUUGAAGGCUCUUUAAAAAAUAAUGAAUUUGAUAACUUACGCGAACCGCGAAAAACGCUCAGAAAGGAGGAUGGCAAAAGAAAUGAAAACGACCGAGAAAAAUAUAAACAGGUAAGUUCAUCCGAUCGGAAACUUGCACGUGAAGAACGUCACCGUGAGCAAAUCAAAAGGGACCGGGAAAAUAGUAAAAAGCUGUACCGCUCACAUAAUGAAGAAGAGCAUUACAGAAAAUAUAGAUAUGAUGACAGGAAUGAAAGAGAACGAAGGCGGUCACGGGAACGUUAUAGACGAUCUCUUAGUCGUAAUGAAUAUCGCUCAAGGAGGAAUUCACCCGAAAAAGAAAAACACAGAAAAUAUGUCGAAUCGAGAGAAAGGUCAAACAACGUAAGAGGAAGUACUAAGCAUCGAGAUGACAACGACAAUAAAAGUAGUGUAAGUCAGCAUGAUAAAAAACGGCAAACAACAAAUAGAAGCAGGAACAAUGACUCCGGAACAAAACUAAAACGUAGCAGACAAUAUAGCUCGCCGACAAGUGAAAGCGACAGCUCCAGCGUAUCAACAAGUGAUUCAUCUAGUGAAACCACUAGUAGUGACGAGUCCAGUGAUAGUAGUAAAAAGUCAAGGCGACAAAAACGAAGCACUAAAGGAAAAAAGAAAAAAUCUGUAGGCAAAUUCCAUAAGAGAGCCCACAAAAAGAAAUAAAAUGCUUUUAUUGCACUUUUUGACUUUAAAUGAGAUAAA